AUGUAUCCAAGGGGCGCCAAGGGGCGCGUUGCGAGUGGAAGGGGCUUCGGAAGCCCAGCUUCCUUUGGCUUCGGCGGAUUCUCCACGCAGUCCACCGGUAGCGGCAGCCUCUCCUACCUCUCCGAAGACCCCGACUUGUCCUCUUUAUCCGACCCAAACACCGUCGUCUCGUUCAAGAAUCUGCUCAAGAAGGACAACACUACAAAGUCCAAGGCACUCACAGAUCUCAUUCAGUAUACCCAGGCGCAUCCCAAUGAGACGGAUGGAGGCGUGGAAGAAGCAGUGCUGGAGGCUUGGGUCCGUCUCUACCCUCGCAUGUCUACCGAUAAUGACCGCCGGGUCCGCGAGCUGUCGCAUACACUACAAUUCGAGCUGUUGAAAUCUGCCCGGAAACGAAUGGAAAAGAAUCUACCAAAGGUUGCUGGGUCUUGGCUGGCUGGCACUUACGACAAAGACAAGGCUGUCGCGCGGUCCGCGACGGAGGGUAUCUCGACGUUCUUAAACACGGAAGAGAAAAUGAAUAUGUUCUGGAAGAAAUGCCAAGCCCAAAUUCUUCAGUAUGCGACCGAUGCCAUCACGGAGACUCCCGAUACUUUAAGCGACGAACGCUCCACGAAACCCGAAGAUGCAGAGGCCAAAUACUACCGUGUAAUCGCUGCGAGCUUUUCCCUAGUUUUAGGGCUCUUGGGAAGGCUUUCAGGCUCAGACACAGAGAAGCACAAUUCCGAGUACGAGGUUUUCUUCACUUCCGGCCCCGGAGACAGCGCCUGGACCUUUGCAGCGGCCGAAGAUGCUCACGUCAGGAGGACGGUCUACCAGUUACUACAACUCUGCGUCGAAAGUCGUUGGGAACUAAUUGAGCCACAUAUGUCACGUAUUGGCAAGAUACUGACGUCCGACGCCCUCAAGAAGUCUCAAUCAGGCUCCGCAACCGACUUUGUCGCGGUUCUGACGCUUAUGACACGCAAAGAUCAAGGGCUUUGGGGUACGAAAAAGUCACCGCUUUCCAGAUUACGGAGCUUUGUCGAAAAAGGAUCUCAAGGCAGCGCACCAAGAUUCUGGCAAGCUUUCGAUGAGCUCUUGUCAGUGCUUCCAACAGACUCUUUCCAAUCGGAGGAUCUUGCAAACUUUUUGAAGUCCUUCAGAAUUGGCAUCAGUAGAAGGGACGAGGCGAGAACCAACGCUCCACAUGCCUGGACGGCAUAUCUGAAUGUCGUCUCUCGCUCUCUGCCUCGGCUCGACCCGGAAGUCCGACGCGACAUAAUCAAGGAGCAUGUUUUCCCGUUGACUGACCACUACUUAGCCUCGACCGAGCGACAAGAGGGGUGGUCAGUGGGCGGCGAGGUUUCUGUUAUAUCUCGAGCCUACCGGGUUGUAGCGCUGUCUCGGGAUCCUUUGACUACGCAAUGCCUCGAUAAUGAAUGGAACAGACUGGCUGAAGUCCUACUAGCUCGACUUUCGAACUCUCUCCCUGAAGUCUCGAAAGAAUUCGAAGCAUCCCAGAAGAAUAUCGCAGCCGAGGGUACUCGAUGGUUCCUGGUCGUGAGUACCAUUCAGAAAGACAUAAAGGCAGUAGCAAAACAGAGUACGAACGAUGAGAUCCCUGAUCGUACCCAAGAUGCCUCUCGGACAGUCAUAAGAAGUGCGGCCGAUCUUCUAAGACGAAGGAACUACAAGCCCUUCGGCGCAGCUAUGAUAUUGCAAUCAGCCAUCAAGCUGACACCAUACCUCUUCAACAGUAGCGAUGCACUUUUCUUCAAGUCAAUGAUUCCAACUGAGUCUGACGAGGAUAUGCAGACGAUGCUGUCGUCGCCAUCGGCCUCAUUCAUUCUCUCCUGUCUCAUUCCUCUGGGUCAGCAAGACUCGGACCAGUACAGAGCAUUGUGGGCCGCCACUAUUGGAUCCGUCCUGAAGAUGAAUGAUCAAGCAAAGGCCGAUGACUACGUCACACUGCUAAUUUCAGACGCUUUGGCGCGACCUCUCGCGCAGGAAGACGUUGGGUUACAGGACUACAUCAAGGCUCGGGUUUGGGCAAGCGUGCGCAACGAAAGUCACUCAUGGACACUGUUCAAGUCAUCCUUACAGUAUGACGCUUUAUCGAAGUCGAGCCUGGAAGAGAUGUGCUCUAGACUUGUCGAGGCGCUCAGCUCCGAAAAUGAACCUAGUAUCACGGCCAUGGAGAUCGUUUUGAAGAACAGACCGACAUCCUUAUCGGAAAACGAGGCUCUUCAUCUUACCCUCGUCACAAAGCUACUCUCCAUGAUGGAGAUUACAGACUCACCUGUUUCAUCACGAGCUACCCAGCUUCGGUCAAUCCUAGAGGGACAUGUGGACGCCCAGCCAUCUAUCUUGAGCAUCAUCCAGGAGAAUUUGGAACGACCCGGAUCAGACUCCUUAGUCAUUGACACGCUUGUUCAGCAGGCUAGGUCUAUAUCGAAAACUGAUGAGUUGGACCUGGAGCAACUAUUCCCGAACACGAACAUCUGGAUGCAGGAGUUACUGAAAUUAUUGCAGACCGAGCUCAGUCCUUCGCUGGCACUAACAAGCAAUGUUCUCGGGGCAUACUUCCUGCCUCAAGCCACUGGAAACAAAUCCAGGCCACGAGUCCAGCGCGACCAAAAAGGGCUGUCCAUACCGACCAGGAUGGCCAUGUAUACAGUGGCACUUGUCGAAAGUGGCGCGGAACUCGGGACGCUCGCCCAGAAAUUCCAGGCGGAGCUGUUGUAUCUUCUCUACCUGGUCGCGGAAGUGGCAUCUGAUCAAAUCACUCUCAUGGACGAGAAUUUACUGUUUGGCUCCCUCAGUGAUCCGACCCUCCUGAAAGAUGUUGAAGACUUCGUUACCACCACGAGGAAAAUGAUCAAUAACAUCUUCGUCGAGUCAACACACUGGCGGCCUGGGGGAAGUGAGAAAGGUCUGCGGGACGAGCUGGUGGACAUAAUGAUCCAACAGUCCAAAGAAUUAACGCCAAUCGCUUUGUACAGUGCACGGGCACUGAGCGAGAUCUUCGCAGCAUUCUCGGAUGCUCACGGCCAGAUGGCUGUAGUGGAGGAAUGGUUGACCGCACUUGAAGUGAUGAAGGCGACUCCAUCGACAGCUUUCCCUGCCAUUGCACUCCUGACGGGCUACGGGGAAGCAUUGGCAAACUCCAAGGUCGUCUCAAAUCUUCUCAAUCGAUUAGUGAGCGACAUUGCCGGCGCCUCGCCGCAAUCCGAGAAGACUAUCCUCAAUCUGGUUUUGUUGAACGCGUGUAUGCCCAUAUUCGAAAUUGGACAGCUUCCAGUUGCGAACAACCGGCUUGUCUUCGCGGUAAAGCAGAUCACUUCUUGGACCGAGCAGCCAAUCGAGGGCCUUGGCGUGGCCGUUGUCACAGAGAGCUGCAGAGCAUUGCAGCGACUGCUGCCAUGUAUCCGCGAGGUGUACGGGCCUUACUGGGAGCAGACGAUUGAGUUUUGCCUUGGGUUGUGGAAACAUGCUGGCAGGGACAGCCCCGAGAAGCACUUGCCGUACAUUCAUGCCUCCGUCAAGCUCAUGUCUGGGUUUUCAGCAAUCGAAGAACCGAACGAUGACCUUGUCGAAGCUCUCGAAACCCACGCGGAGUCCCGGAAUCACUCUCUACUGGAACUAUUGAAGCUUCCUAGGGUUGAGAAUAUCUCGCAACCGCAAGCAAUAGUUGACGCACUUCUCUGUCGCGAAGCCGAGAAGAUCCCGUUGGAUCAUCUCAAAGAUUUGUCUGAGGUCUAUGGCUUGGUGGCAUCUGAAUCGCGGGACAUCCAGUCAGCUGGCUUCAACCUACUCCAUCGAGCGCUUCCAGCUAUCCAGGAAGAGCUCUCGCUGGACGUCCUCAUCGAGAAGAAGCAGGCCAAGCUCCCUGAUGAACUCAUGUCCCUACUUCUCGAUGCACCAACGCUAGAGACCUACCCCGAAGAGAUCUUGGUUCAGUUCCCUACGACCAUUCGAUCUUAUCUGCUCUCCUGGAAACUCAUCUUUGACGCUUAUCAGGGCGCCGCGCACAAGUUGCGGGAAGACUACACGGAGCAGCUCAAGAGUUCUGAAGCUAUUAAUCCGCUAAUGGAAUUCACUGUCGAUGUAUUGGGCCACUCGGCUGCUCACGCGAUCAAUCUCGACAAGGUGGGCUUCACGGCUGAGGAUAUUCAAGACUACGACGUAAAGGUGGGAGACUCAUUGCCAGAAGAGAAGAACAUGCAAUGGCUUCUUGUCCACCUGUUCUACUUAUCGCUCAAGUACGUUCCGGGGCUUUUCAAGACAUGGUUCAUCGACUGCCGAUCCCGACAGACCAAAAACGCCGUUGAGCCCUGGACGGCCAAAUGGUUCUCGCCAAUCCUCAUUCGCGACGUCAUGGAAGAGGUUGAGACGUGGGCCAAAACGCAGGUAGCCGACCCAGACGAGCGUGAGUUCGUCAUCAAGGUGAAUCACAAGGCGAGGGAGAUCAUUGCGGCGUACCCGAUCGAUGAUGGCGACGAAGAGCAAUCGGCGUCGCUUCUCCUGCAAAUCAAUGCCAACUUCCCGAUCGGCAACGUGACGGUCGUUGGACUGAACCGUGUGGCGUGCAACGAGCGCACGUGGCAGUCGUGGGUGAGGACCACGCAGGGCAUCAUCAUCAUCUCGCACGGAAGCAUCGUCGAGGGCCUCGGCGCGUUCCGGCGCAACGUGGUCGGCGCUCUCAAGGGCAACGUCGAGUGCGCCAUCUGCUACAGCUACAUCUCGGUUGACAAGCGCAUGCCCGACAAGCGCUGCACAACCUGCAAGAACCUCUUCCACCGCGACUGCCUGUACAAGUGGCUCGAGUCGGCCAACCAGAACACGUGCCCACUCUGCCGGACGAGGAUGGAUUUUGUGGACAAGAAGAAGCCUCGGAAGAAUAUAUGA
Molecule: messenger RNA, 4890 nt
Organism: Diaporthe amygdali
Lineage: Eukaryota; Fungi; Ascomycota; Sordariomycetes; Diaporthales; Diaporthaceae
Exons: 1
Coding region: 1-4890 (1629 amino acids)
Biological process (GO): ribosome-associated ubiquitin-dependent protein catabolic process; rescue of stalled cytosolic ribosome
Cellular component (GO): cytosol; RQC complex
Molecular function (GO): ubiquitin protein ligase activity; ribosomal large subunit binding
Source: RefSeq, a predicted model, not a curated record